AUGACCUUCAAUGACAGCUGCGUCUGGCGCGGAGAGGAGGGACUGAAGGUCACCCUGGAGGCGCCGCUCACGUUCAAAGGCAACCUCUUCCUGGAGGGCGAGCUGCGUGUGGAAGCUGCCGGCCCACCGAGGGCUCCCUGCGUGACGGUGCUGGGGACCCUGUCACUCCACGCCGCCCGCGCAGUCUUCGUCGGCUGUAGAAACGAGGCUGGACAUGGGGGCGCCGUGUACGUAGGGAAGGACUUCAUCCUCAGCCGCAGCCACCUCCAGAUUGAAAACUGCACUGCCAAAGAGAGCGGCGGCGGCGCUUAUGUCACCGGAUCCUUCCGGCAGAGCAACGCCAGCUCCGCGCGCUUCCAGAACUGCACUGCGGGGAACGAAGGCGGCGGCGCUUUUGUCGCCGGAUCCUUCCGGCAGAGCAACGGCAGCGCCGCACGCUUCCAGAAGUGCAUGGCGGGAGAGGACGGUGGCGGCCUCAAUGUUCAGAACCACCUGCUUCAGGAAGAUCGGAGCGCCCUCGAGGUGGAGAGCUGCGCAACUGCGAAUAAUGGCGGCGGCGCUUGUGUCUUCGGAUCCUUCUGGCAGAGCAACGGCAGCUCCGCGCGCUUCCAGAAUUGCAGGGCGGAACAUGAAGGUGGCGGCCUCAAUGUUCAGAACCACCUGCUUCAGGAAGCCAAGGGCACCCUCGAGGUGGAGAGCUGUGCAGCUGAGUUUUCGGGCGGCACUCAUGUCAUCGGAUGCUUUCGGCAGAGCAACGGCAGCUCCGCGCGCUUCCAGAACUGCACAGCGACAAAUGUUGGUGGCGGCCUCCAUGUUGGGCAGGAGCUGCUUCAAGAAGCCCAGAGCGCCCUCGAGGUGGAGAGCUGCGCUGCGAAUAAGGGCGGCGGCGCUGAUGUCUCCGGAUCCUUCCGGCAGAGCAAUGGGAGCUCCGCGCGCUUCCAGAACUGCAUGGCGAAAUCUGGCGGUGGAGGCUUCCACGUUGGGAAGGACAUCUCGCAGGACAACAGCUACCUUUCAGCGAGAGGCACUGCAGGGACCAGUGUACACCUCCAUGGAACCUUGCGCCAGUUGGGGCGUGCUGCAAAGUUCGAGGACCUUGUUGCCAGUCUGAGCAUCCGAUGUUCUGCUUGCCAUCCGUUAUGCUGCUUUGUUGUCGCUUGGCCUAUCAGCCGGUCGUACUGCGAACAGAUGCAACUCCUGCAGCUUCUCUGGCUUCAGUAG
Messenger RNA from Symbiodinium natans, 1221 nucleotides. NCBI's taxonomy places the organism in Eukaryota, Dinophyceae, Suessiales, Symbiodiniaceae. The record is from the annotation of a GenBank genome assembly.